UCCUGUCUUCGUCCAAGCUCUCCAGCCGCUUCCUCCUUCCUCCUCAGGGCUCUGCCUUUGUUGCCGCCGACGCUUUCCUCCCGCUGCUAUAUAACUCCGUGCUCUUCCUCUCCUCCAGCAGCCCCUCAUGGCCACGGCUACCAUCGACUUGAUGGCCAUGGACCUGUCCCUGGAGACCACCGCAGAGCAAAUGACCUUCCUGACCGGCGGCGACGACACCCCCUCGCUGCAUUCGGAGACUCCCCCCGACUCGCCCGAGCUCCAGGUCGGCCCGGUGCUGCCGCUGUCGCCUCCGGCGUCGUUCGAGGAGGUCUUGAGCCAGAACCGCGAGUGGCAAUCGCAGCCCCCGUAUCCAACUCCACCCCAGUCCUUCAUUGCCCCCAAGCCGUCACCGCCUGUCAAACGGCCUGGCUUCCCGCUCCGACACGAUGGCAAGCUGGACCUGGCAGCGCUGCCGUCGGCCAUCAUCGAGGCCAUCGUUGCCCAGCUGCCGUCGCUCGUCGACAAGAAGAACUGUCUGCUGGUGUGCAGGACAUGGUCCAAGGGGGCCUCCAAGGCCAUCUACCGCCGACCCCAUCUCCCCACGAUCCGCCACUUCCAGGAUCUUGUCUACACUCUCCUGCGCCCAAACCUGAGUCACCCGUACUCGCGGUGGGUCGAGGAGUUUGUCAUCCGCAAGGAGCUUGACGAGGACUUGUUCAUGGGCGACAUCGACGUGGCCCUGCAGCUCUUCUAUAACCUCCAGGCUUUUCACAUGGAAUAUUCGAUCUCGGCCUCCAACGUCCUCGUCCAGUCCCUCGCCGACCACAACCGCAAUCUCCGCUGCAUCAACUUGCGCGGCUGUCCCGUAUCCGAUUCGUAUAUCCUGGAGCUGUGCCAGAGCUGCCCCAAGCUUCGAACCAUCAACCUGGCCGACACUAACUGCACUGCCUUUGUCCUCAAGCACAUCAUCGACCACUGCGCCUGGAUCCAGUCGAUUGACCUCGAAAACUGCCACAAGACCAGCAUGCCGCUGGAGUUUGAUCCGCGAGAGUCGUUCACCCGGCCGCUGCAGCACCUGAAUGCCACGAACAGCGGCAUUUCAGACCAUGUCUUGCGUUUUGUGGCUCUGCGAUGCCCCGACAUUGUCUCGGCAAACCUGGAGGGCUGUCUGGGUCUCUCGGAUGACUCGUUGAUUCGACUGAUUCAGACAAGCUGUGGACUCAAGUACCUGAAUGUUGCCUUUGUCAACCAGCUCACCGAUCUCACUGCCAUUGCCAUCGGCUUCCAUUCGUUCGACAUCCAAGUCGUUAUGUUCUCUGGCUGCGAUCUGAUCUCGCCCGUGGGUGUCCAGAUGCUUGUCCAGCGUUGCGCCAAUCUGAAGGAGCUGAUUCUUCACGGCUGCGCUGGCAUCCUCAACACCUAUAUCCGAGAAUACAGCUCCCGCCUCCACGACAUCGACUGCAGCAUCCGCGGUCCUUCGAUCAAGUGGCUCGCAGGACACAACACCCUCAAAGCCAAGGAUGCUCCCGUCAAGGAAAUGAAGUCGGAGAUGGUCCAGACCGAGUUUGUGGACACCUCGGCCCUGGUGCCGAAGGAGCAAUUUGAUGCCUCUGAGAUUCUGCUCAAGUUUGCAGAGGCUGCGGCCAGCGGCAAAUGGGUUCCGCAGAGCCGCCUUGGCGCUGCGGGAGCCAAGUCAAUUGGCACUGCCGGCGACAAGGCUGCUCCCACCGAGAGCGGUGCCUGGGGAAGCGGUCCCCCUCCUCCAGGAUGGAACCCCGCCUGGGCCAGCUAUGGCAACCCUGCUCCUGGUGAGCGCCGGCUUGAGCGCGAGUCCAACGAGUCUCUGGCAUCGUCCGUCAGCUCGACGGCAUCCCGAUUCCGCUCCAAGAUCCCGGGUCUCUCACGCAUCCCUACUCCGCCGGCCUCGCCAGAUCGACGCUCCGUCGCCAGCAGCGUUGGAAGCACCCCCAGUACCAGCGCACCAAGCGUCACGUCAUCGACUGUGUCGCGGCUGCCCACCAGCAUGGGCGGCUCCAAGCUCAAGACUCCAACGCGCCUGCCCCUCUCCAAGACGACGCCUACUGCUCGUGCCCCCCUCUCCUUGAUUCAGCAAAAGAAAUUCGGCAGCUCUCCGGCCUCAAGCGGCCUCGCAACUCCAUCCAAAACGAGCACCGGAUCUUCGACGCCAAGGACGCUGUCCAAGAGAACCAGCAGCGGCCCUGCGCCUACGCCUUCCAAAACCUCGACCCCUGCGACGCCGAGCUCGGCCUACAAACCCCGCCAGUUCAAAAAGUUCAAUGACGACGAAUUCGCCUCUCCUCCACGCUCGGUCGCUCGUCUGAAUGACUCCAAGCCCAGCACGGGCUCAUUGAGCCGCACGCGCAGCACCAGCAGUGGAUCCAAGUCGACCAGCCUUGCUGGCGCCUCUUCGUUCUCGUCAUCGGCGUCGCCAUCAUCAUCGCUGAGCACCCGCUCGCGAAGCAGCAACAACGACGCUGCUGAAUCUACCUCCAAUACCCCUGGACUCAAGAGAGUCAAGAGCGGAACACUCAGAUCCGUCUCGACCUCAGUCUCGUCUUCGCGGACCUCCAGCACUUCGUCCACCCCUGUCACCCCACAGUCGCCGUCCACUCCCUCCAAAGCCGCUACCAGCAAUCUCCCUGCCGUCACUCCAAAGUCGCGUAUGACGGGCCUGAAGCUUCCGACCCCGGUCAAGAAAAUCUCGACCGUCAUAUAGCCGCACGCUGCAGCCCAUGGGCUGAGCCCUGUUCAGUGUCGUGCCUUGCCUUUACUCAUGCGUCUACUCAUGCGUCUACUCAGUCAGCACUAUCGCCCAGCGAGCUAGCUUGCAACGCUUAAUUUUGCUUUCCUGUUUGUUCCCUGAUCACCGCCUUACUACUACAUCUCACAAACGAGUCCUUCCAC
Polychytrium aggregatum is the source of this 2907-nucleotide messenger RNA. RefSeq lists its product as uncharacterized. The transcript is spliced from 2 exons. NCBI's taxonomy places the organism in Eukaryota, Fungi, Chytridiomycota, Chytridiomycetes, Polychytriales. The record is from RefSeq and is a predicted model, not a curated record. Bases 128 to 2719 code for a protein of 863 amino acids. Gene Ontology annotation, cellular component: SCF ubiquitin ligase complex. Gene Ontology annotation, biological process: SCF-dependent proteasomal ubiquitin-dependent protein catabolic process.